Molecule: messenger RNA, 264 nt
Organism: Morchella importuna
Lineage: Eukaryota; Fungi; Ascomycota; Pezizomycetes; Pezizales; Morchellaceae
Exons: 2
Coding region: 1-264 (87 amino acids)
Source: RefSeq, a predicted model, not a curated record
AUGAAAAUUGCUUUUCUUAUCUUGUUCGAGGUUACCGCUAAUGAUGAGGAUGUACUUUCGGGUUUUGGGGGUUUCCCACAAAAGGUUUUGUGCAAGAUGGAUCAGUAUCACAUCUUUGCACCAGCAGCCGAAACGUCCUUGGCAUAUGUCUCCCAGAAAUUAUUAGUGCACAUUCACACGCUCGACCUUCUUUCCCCCAAGAAAGAACAACUGCGAUUCGAGGCUCAUAAACCCAAGCUAGCGCCCCGUAUAUUCUACCCUUAA